AUGGAGCCCUCCCCCGCGGCCGCUUCCCCGCCCCAAUCGCCGUCCCCAGCCGAACCUCCGCACCCCUGCUCGACCGCCGCGACACGCCGCGCGGGAGCCCCAGAGCCAGAGGGCGACGCCCGCGAUGGACGGGACUCCGCCGCCCAAGACGGGGGCGAAGCUGGCGGCCGGCGAGGCCGGGUACGUCCUCGAGGACGUGCCGCACGUCUCCGACUACCUCCCCGAUCUCCCGCCCACCCAAAUCCACUGCAAGAUAACACUGCAUACUCUGUUGUCAAGCAGUACUUCGUUAACCCGGAUGACACCGUCUGCCAGAAGAUUGUUGUCCACAAGGAUGGCCCAAGAGGAAACCACUUCCGUCGUGCUGGACCUCGCCAAAGGGUCUAUUUUGAACCUGACGAGGUCCAUGCAUGCAUUGUCACCUGUGGAGGACUUUGCCCUGGACUUAAUACUGUAAUUAGGGAAAUUGUAUGCGGCUUAUCUGACAUGUACGGUGUCACCAAGAUACUUGGGAUUCAGGGUGGGUAUAGAGGUUUCUACGCUCGCAAUACCAUCGACUUGACUCCAAAGAGUGUAAAUGACAUUCACAAAAGGGGCGGAACUAUUCUUGGCUCAUCACGAGGAGGCCAUGACACCAUGAAGAUUGUUGAUAGCAUUCAGUACCGUGGUAUAAAUCAGGUGUAUGUUAUUGGUGGUGAUGGUAGUCAAAGGGGCGCAGGAGUGAUUUUUGAAGAGGUCAGAAAGCGUGGUCUCAAAGUUGCUGUUGCUGGCAUUCCUAAGACUAUUGAUAAUGACAUCCCGGUAAUUGAUAAGUCAUUUGGUUUCGACAGCGCAGUUGAGGAAGCUCAACGUGCCAUAAAUGCCGCUCAUGUAGAGGCUGGAAGUGCUGACAAUGGAAUAGGCCUUGUAAAGCUCAUGGGACGAUACAGUGGUUUCAUCGCACAUUAUGCCACCCUAGCAAGCAGAGAUGUGGAUUGUUGCUUGAUUCCGGAGUCACCUUUCUAUCUGGAAGGUGAAGGUGGACUCUUUAAAUAUAUAGAAAAGCGGCUGAAGGAGAAUGGCCAUAUGGUCAUUGUCGUUGCGGAGGGUGCAGGACAGAAACUUAUUGCCGAAAACAUGAAGGAAAUGGGGCAAGAUGCUUCUGGCAACGCACUGCUUCUUGAUGUUGGUCUUUGGUUGUCUCAGAAGAUAAAUGAGCAUUUCAAGAAAAACAAGACAACCAUAAAUCUGAAGUACAUAGAUCCUACAUACAUGAUACGUGCCAUCCCUAGCAACGCAUCAGAUAAUGUCUAUUGCACACUACUGGCUCACAGCGUGGUCCAUGGAGCCAUGGCUGGAUACACCGGUUUCACCGUCGGCCAAGUAAACGGCAGACACUGCUACAUUCCCUUCUACAGGAUCACGGAGAAGCAGAACAAGGUCUCGAUAACCGACAGGAUGUGGGCAAGGCUUCUCUCCUCCACCAACCAGCCAAGCUUCCUGAGCAAGCAAGACGUCGAUGAUGCCAAGGUCGAAGACGAGAGGACGGCCAAGCUAUUGGACGGCUCUCCUUCCAACCCCAAGGUCGAAGAUAAGGUCGUGCCUUCCAAUUCCAAUGGCGUGAAGUGA
This is a messenger RNA of Triticum turgidum subsp. durum (durum wheat), 1608 nucleotides long. NCBI's taxonomy places the organism in Eukaryota, Viridiplantae, Streptophyta, Magnoliopsida, Poales, Poaceae. The record is from the annotation of a GenBank genome assembly.